Molecule: messenger RNA, 1900 nt
Organism: Zeugodacus cucurbitae (melon fly)
Lineage: Eukaryota; Metazoa; Arthropoda; Insecta; Diptera; Tephritidae
Product: phospholipid scramblase 1
Exons: 6
Coding region: 252-1418 (388 amino acids)
Biological process (GO): plasma membrane phospholipid scrambling
Cellular component (GO): plasma membrane
Molecular function (GO): phospholipid scramblase activity
Source: RefSeq, a predicted model, not a curated record
UGCAGAAGGGCAACACUGUUCAAAGAAAAACAACUAUUCAGUAGAUCACAAGUGUUUUUACUUGCACUGGAAACAAAAUUAGAAAUUUUAGAAAAGUUUAAUAUUUGUUGUGCGAAGAUAAAAAGUUUUGGUCAACUAGAAUCUAGUGCAACCGGUGGUAUACAAAUUGCUUGUGUCUCAUUAAAAGAGCGAGAGUUUUCCAGAGAAAGCCCCAUUAACAAAAAUUUGCUUGUUAGACGUCUUAUCGCAUAAUGUCAAUGCCAAUGAGUAAUAUAAAUAAGGGCGGAUAUGUGCCACCGGGAUUUGGAGCUGGAUAUCCACCUGGAGGGAAUGACCCUAACGUGCCUAAAGUGGACGGUUAUCAACCGUCAGCACCGGGAGCAUAUGGUUUUGUGCCAGGACAGCCACAAAGCGGUUAUACGCCCGUACCACAAAUGCCGCCCUACGGUGAAGCUCCACCGAAUUACGGUGGUCAGCAAGUUCCAUAUGGCGGCGGCCAACAACCUCCUUAUGGUGGUCAACAGCCACCCUAUGGGGGUCAGCAACCACCUUAUGGCGGCAUGGUUCAACCACAGCCGCAAUAUAAUGGUGGAGGUGGCUUUCAACCAGGACCUGGUUAUGGGCCACAGGGGCCAAUAGUUACGCAACCAGGAAUGCCACCGCCAGCGCAGCCAAUGGGGCCACCUGGACAGCCAAUGGGACCAGCAGGCGACUGGAUGAGUAUACCCGCCGGCAUACCGAAUUGUCCACGCGGCUUGGAGUACCUUACGAUGGUCGACCAGCUUUUGGUUAAACAAAAAGUCGAAUUACUCGAAGCCUUCACCGGCUUCGAAACCAAUAAUAAAUUCUCAAUUAAAAAUGCGCUUGGUCAGAAAGUCUAUUACGCCGUAGAGGAUAACGAUUGCUGCACUCGUAAUAUGUGUGGGCCAGCACGUCCGUUUGAUAUGAAAGUUUUCGAUAAUUUCCGUAACGAAGUCAUCCAUAUGUAUCGUCCAUUAGCCUGUUCGGCAUGUUGCUUCCCCUGUUGCCUACAAACAAUGGAAGUGUCCGCACCACCGGGCAAUGUAAUUGGCAGUAUCGAGCAAGAAUGGUCCAUCUGUUCGCCUUCAUUUCGUAUUAAAAAUCACAUCGGCGAUACUGUGUUACGCAUUGAGGGUCCUAUUUGCACCUUCUCAAUGUGCGGUGAUGUAGAAUUUAAGGUGGUUUCUCUAACCGGUGAGUCUGUGGGGAAGAUCUCAAAACAAUGGUCUGGUUUAGCACGCGAAAUAUUCACCGAUGCCGAUUUCUUCGGUAUUACCUUUCCGAUGGACUUGGAUGUGCGCAUGAAAGCUGUUCUUUUGGGCGCUACCUUCCUUAUUGAUGCCAUGUUCUUUGAGAAACAAGGAAAUCGUGAAUCCGACCGGCCAGGCAUGUUUUAAACAAUACGGCGCUUAAAGAUAAUAAAAAUAUUUAUUGCAAUCAAAACAUAGACACCAGUCGGUGUUAUUUGAUAUUAAAUUUAAAAUUUAUCUCAAUAACAAACCAUUCGAAUGUAUAGAAUACAAAUUUUUUCGAUAUAUUAUGACGUACUAGUCACUUUCAAACCAAAGUAAAAAACAAAAGUGAAUUUAAAAAAUUAUUAUUAAACAGCGAACUUAUGAAUUUAAGGAAAAAAGUUUUUGUUGUCAAUUAAAAUGCUUUGAUCGCUUGUAAAGUGUAAAUUAUUUAUUUAACUAUGCAUUUGAUGUAAGCUGUUCCUUAAUAACAAAUGUAAUGAAUGUAUAUACUCAUGUACAAUAACUAUAAAGAGUUUAGCUAGGCAAAGUACUUGAAAUGUACGAAUUUUUUACUGUUAUUUUUAUAAAUGUACAUUUUUUUUAAUAAUCGUUUAUAAUUAAAUACAUGUUGCCUUAUCGCCAUA